ACGCCUAAAAAAGAAAGAGAAGUGGACUCGGGAAAGCUAAGUACAUCGGCUUGGGUACAUACCGUCAAAAAUCCAUUUCGUCUGUUCUUCAGAUUAUUCGGGGGGAGAGAGAGAGACCCUAUCUUUGUACUGCUGCUGCAAGUUCACAAGAGAGCAACACAGACAAAUAGCCAACGUACAGGAGAAUCUUCUUCCUGCAAAAUAUUUUUCCCCAUUUCCUACUCUCACCUGCACAGAUAAUCACAGAAGAAAGAGAGAGUGAAAGAGAAUCGUUAAGAGUUUUCUAGAGGUUUAAAGAAAUUACCGCAAAUUUCUCCAAACGCGUUUACACUCACAGCGGUGGAGGUCACUUCUGCUUGCGGUAUUUUCAUAAGCAAAAGCUAAAUCCUCAAUAUUCGAUCCGCUAUGGCAACGUUAUACUUCUGAUGAUGACAAAUUAAACUUUUUCUGACGGUGAGCGGCUAAAUAAAGCAUGUUUCGGAAAAUAGAUGAUGUAUCACUGCGUUCCUGAUUUUGAAAUGGAUGACGAUUACUCCCUCCCCUCAUCGUCUGGCGCUGCUCGCCCCAGAAAAUCGUCCUUGCCCCAAGAUGAGAUCGUGGAGCUGUUGUGGCAAAACGGCCAGGUGGUGAUGCAGAGCCAGAACCAGAGGUCGAUGAGAGUAUCUCCACCUUCCAAAUACGGCGACGCUGUGAUACCUGCAGAGCAAUCAGCGGCCAGGGAGAUCCGAUCCUCACAACAGGAGCAAGAAUCGGCCGCACACCAACACCAGAAUCUAUUCAUGCAAGAAGACGAAAUGACCUCGUGGCUUCACUACCCUCUUGUCGACGACGAAGCUGCCUUGGAUCACAAUUUCUGCGCCGACCUUCUCUAUCCUCCGCUUAAUCAGAGUAACAAUAUCGGUAAUAACAACACUAACCCUACCAUCCGUACAAGCAGCGUCGCGGAGCUCCGUCCGGCGGUGACAGGAGGGGUGGGGGCACCGAGGCCGCCGAUACCGCCUGCGAGGAUGACGGAGCUGGCUGACUCGAAGAUGCAGAACUUCAUGCACUUUUCGAGGCACAAGGCCAGGUUUAUUGGAGGAGUUGACCAAACGGAGCCGUCGAGCUCGAAGAGCAUGGUAGUGGUGAGGGAAUCGACGGUGGUAGACUCAAGCGACACACCGGUGGCUGGACCAGAAUCUUGGGCGAGGAGCGCGGCGGAGGCGUCCGACUUCGGUGAUAGGGGUUGCGCGACCUUGAGUUGUGGUGAUGUGGCGGGCACGUCGUCCGCAGGAGCUACUGCGAAGGAGAUGAUGUCGUGUGAGGUGACCGUGACGUCAUCACCGGGAUGCUCCAGCGCCAGUGGUGAGCCGUCUUUGAAGCCGCCAGCUGAAGAUCGCAAGCGCAAAGGAAGAGAAGCCGAAGACGCCGACUGCCAUUGUGAGGAUGCCGAGUUUGAAUCUGGGGACACAAAGAAACAGGUUCGUGGAUCAACAUCUACGAAGAGAUCCCGUGCCGCAGAGGUCCACAACCUUUCAGAGAGGAGACGUCGAGAUAGGAUAAAUGAGAAGAUGAGGGCUUUGCAAGAACUCAUACCUCGUUGCAACAAGUCAGACAAAGCAUCAAUGCUGGAUGAGGCGAUAGAGUAUUUGAAAUCACUUCAGUUGCAAGUACAGAUGAUGUCUAUGGGUUGUGGCAUGGUCCCCAUGUUGUUUCCUGGUGUCCAGCAGUAUAUGCCAGCAAUGGGGAUGGGAAUUGGGUUGGGCAUGGGCAUGGAAAUGGGCAUCAAUCGGCCCAUGAUACCCUUUCCCAAUUUGUUAGCUGGUUCAGGAUUGCCAACAUCAGCUGCAGCAGCUCAUCUGGGACCACGAUUCCCAAUGCCGGCUUUUCAUAUGCCACCUGUUACUGCACCCGAUCCUUCCAGAAUUCAAGCAACCAACCAGUCAGAACAAAUGCUACACUCAAUUGGUACACAGCACACAAGCCAGCCACGGUUCCCAAAUUUUGUUGAUCCUUAUCAGCAGUAUAUUGCUACUCAUCAGAUGCAGUUGCCAAUACCACAGAAUCAAGUGCUGGCUCAGCCAAGUAGUAGCAAGCCAAGCACCAGUAGGGGACAUGAAAAUCUUGAGAAUCACCAAUCAGGAGGAAGGAUGCUGAUAGAAUUCUAUCGUCUCCUAUGUCAUUUUCUGCCUUCAACUUGCAAAUGUUGCAUACACAGGACCAGUGAAGGAAAGCGAAAAAGUUACCAUGGGCAUGGGCAGGCAAUGGAAAGCAAUUUUGGAAUUUGAAGCUGACACAUAACUCCUACAAGGAAAAGGUGGCAUGAGAGCCUCAUGCGCUGAGUGGGGAUGAUGAGUGGUUGGUGGAUGGCAAAUUGGCACGAGGAAGAUUCAAUGGUGGGCGGACGACACAACAGAUUGAACCACUCAAAUACAGCAAUAUGGAGAAAAAAGGAGGGAAAAGGUGGGAAAGGAAAAGAAAAAAGGGGGGAAAGAGAGGAGAAGAGAGAAAGGAGGCAGGGCUCCUAGCUAGUCGCUCGGAGAAGCCUUCUCCCGUAGGAGAGAGAGUGGCAUAGCUUCCAUCAUCAUCAUAUUCUUAUUUAUUAAUGAUAAUGUAGGUAAGGAGCGAGAGUUUAUUCAUGAAGUCUCAAAGUCCACACAGACAGUGAUGACUGAAAAGGCAAAGAAAUUGGAGCGGUAUUGCUCCUAUUGCAUCUACUAUUUGUACAGAAAAACUGAAACUUGAAAUGUACUUCUUAAACUAUAUAUUACA
Messenger RNA from Juglans microcarpa x Juglans regia, 2751 nucleotides. Its product is annotated as transcription factor PIF1-like. The transcript is spliced from 11 exons. Gene Ontology annotation, biological process: regulation of DNA-templated transcription. Bases 489 to 2267 code for a protein of 592 amino acids. Gene Ontology annotation, molecular function: protein dimerization activity; DNA-binding transcription factor activity. Lineage: Eukaryota; Viridiplantae; Streptophyta; Magnoliopsida; Fagales; Juglandaceae. The record is from RefSeq and is a predicted model, not a curated record.